Cylicocyclus nassatus is the source of this 354-nucleotide messenger RNA. The record is from the annotation of a GenBank genome assembly. Lineage: Eukaryota; Metazoa; Nematoda; Chromadorea; Rhabditida; Strongylidae.
AUGCCUUCACAUGCAUGGGGUCGGCGGUCAUCAGUCCAGUUUACGAUGUUGUUCUCGUCCAUGGGAGGGGAGGAGGUUGAAAAGACAAUAAAUCGUCUGAAUGUGGAAGGUGUUAGAUAUGGUAUGGUAUUUUUGGAUAUACAGAUGUUCGACUGGCCUAAUGACAAGGAAGAAAACCGUAAGGCUAUUGAUGCGAUGGGUCAGAAACUAGAUGAGAUGGGUGUGGAUUGGGGAAUUUACACCAGCAAACCUAAUUGGAAUGGUGUUGUUGGAAACUGGGAUAAGUGGAAGCAUAAAAAUCUGUGGUGGUCUUAUUGGGGUAACAAUGAUGGAAAACGAGUGAAUCGUUUUUAG